Messenger RNA from Oryzias melastigma (Indian medaka), 3908 nucleotides. It is a transcript of the gene slc25a35, whose product is annotated as solute carrier family 25 member 35. The coding region runs from base 157 to 1053 and encodes 298 amino acids. NCBI's taxonomy places the organism in Eukaryota, Metazoa, Chordata, Actinopteri, Beloniformes, Adrianichthyidae. The record is from RefSeq and is a predicted model, not a curated record. The transcript has 5 exons.
ACAGUCUGAGGCGGCCCUGAAGUGGCCAUGAUGUCCCAGUGUGGCCGUGAACACUAUGUGCCGUGAUCGCGGCAGCAGAAACUCUGCCGAAGUGACGAUGGCCGGCCCGGCUUGUCUGUCAGCUUAGACCCGCCGAACCGGAGCGGAGGGGCCGCGAUGGAUUUCGUUCUGAGCGGGGUGGCGGCGUGCGGAGCCUGCCUGUUCACCAACCCGCUGGAGGUCGUCAAAACUCGGAUGCAACUGCAGGGAGAGCUGAAGAGCCGGGGCUCCUACAGCGUGCACUACCGCAACGUGUUCCACGCCUUCUACACUAUCGGCAAAGUGGACGGGCUGCUCGGCCUGCAGAAGGGACUCGUCCCCGCGCUUUAUUAUCAGUUUUUUAUGAAUGGAGUCCGGCUCGGCUCCUACGCCAUCAUCGAGUCAUCGGGUUACAUCCACACCAACGGCAGGGUGAGCGGGUUGAAGACCACGCUGGCCGGGGCCGUGGCUGGAGUGGUGGGGGCGGUCAUGGGCAGCCCCAUAUACUUGGUGAAGACUCAUCUCCAGAGUCAGUCCACCUCCUCCAUCGCCGUUGGUCAUCAGUAUCAGCACCAGGGGAUGAUGCACGCUCUGAGCGUCAUCUACAGGCAGCAUGGCAUUGUGGGAUUGUGGAGGGGCUCCAGUGCUGCUGUGCCCAGAGUCAGUGUGGGCUCAGCGGCUCAGCUCUCCACCUUCUCCUCCUCCAAGGAGCUGGUCACGGAUCUACAGGUGUUUCCUGAAGAUAGCUGGAUGGUGGCCCUGAGCGCCGGCAUGAUCAGCAGUGUGGUGGUGGUCCUGGCUAUGACUCCUUUUGAUGUGGUUAGCACGCGGCUCUACAACCAGCCUGUAGACCACCUGGGCAAGGGGCAGCUCUAUAAAGGAUUCACUGACUGCUUUUCCAAGACUCUGAAGAAGGAGGGCCUGGCAGGACUUUACAAAGGCCUGGGAGCCUCCUAUUUCCGGCUGGGUCCACACACUAUUCUGUCUUUGUUCUUCUGGGAUGAGCUGCGCAAAUUAUAUCGGAAGGUCAGAUAACAUCAGGGAUGAAAAUUCAGGAAAGCUCAUUAAGUUCUGAGGUUAAACGAGUCCUUUAAAAAGAAAAGAAAAAUCAAAAAAAGAAAGAAGAACCAAGAGAAGAGGUGUAAAAGGAACAAAGAUAACACUCCAUUGAGAAAAAUUGAAAAGAAAAAAUGGAAGAUUGAAGGUCAUACCUGCAUUCAAGUGAAUCCUUCUGUGGAUUUCAGGGCUUUUGUUUAUCAUUGUUAAUGUGUGGUGCAGUUGUGACAUUACAUCAACCGUCGCACCUUUUUAUGAUACUUAGCUCUUUAAUUAUGCCAUUCCGAAAGAUUUAAAAAACCUGCACUUUGUACCUCCCGAAGAAUUUAUUGUUUGCACCAGCUUGCAAAAAACAAAAUUAUUUGCAGAUGCUUUACCUCAGCAGUUUGUUGACCGGAAACACAGCAACUGCAGUUAUUCAAGAAGGGACUUUAUAGAACUAUUUUCAAUUAUAUCAUUACGUUAAAAAGGGUAAAAAAAUGUAACUGUUACAAAAAAAUAUAUUUUGUAGAAAGACAAUAAAUCUUUAGGGAGAUGUUUAGUUUUUGCUUAAUGCAGUGAAUGGAGAUAAUCCAGUUACUCUGUCAAACACCAAAUUAAAUGUUUUAGCUUAUUCUCUCAUUUUCCACUAACAAAGAUAUUAAAAUUAAAGUCUAUUACACAUGUAUUAAAUUAUAUAUUUGAAAGCCCUUUUUAUAGCCAAAACAUUGCUUUAUUUAGAUAUCUAAUAACAUUUUUUAAAGUAAAAAUGCCAUGUUUUUUUAUUUUGGAGGUGUGGGUGUACGUAAAUUUGUGUUUCAGGCUUUCCUCUUCAAAUUUUCACGAAUCUUUACUCACCUUUUUUAAGUCUAUGUUUUGGCUCUACGUACAAAACGCACAUCCAUUGAAUGCGUGUUAAAAGUUAAACCAGGUCAAACUUUGACUAAUCAGGGACUCCCAUUUGGUAGUGAUGUAUAGAUGGCUUCCCUUUUAAUUCAUGGAAGAGCCAACCGUUUGAAAAUUGAUCAUGAAGACGACAUUAAUACUUGCGGUUGGUGCCCGGCCGGAAAAUAUCAGAAUUAAGCUGUGAAUGAAAAAAGCCUGGAGCAAGAUUUAAGCCUGUUAGGUGGCAGACAUGUGCUAGUAUCGGGUAGCGACGGUCCAGUGUGAACACCAUUUUUGCGCAUUCUUGAACGCGCGUCACAUGACAAAUGUGAAUGUAACAUUAACGCUGCUUUGAGCGUCUGUGGCUGUAGAUUAAAGACAGAAGAGCCUGGAGUUUAAAGUAACUAAUGUGAAAACGAGAUUUAGUACUAUUUGAAAAGGCCAUAUUUGAAGACUUAUUAAUUCAAAUUGUCUAUAUUUUUGCACUGGUUCACAGAGAUUAAACUACAUAAUGUGAAUCAAUAUUUUUCCCUCAGUUUAGUGACAUUUUGAGGAGAUUUUUCUUCUAAUCAAAAGCACUUGUUACAUGAAUUAUUCUUCUUUGUCUAAAGGGAAUGUAGAACAGUGUUAAGACAAAAUCUCUAAACCACACUUUUAUUAAAAGUACAAACUAUGCACACAAUGUUACAAACAUAAACCUGACAUUAGUUUUUUAGGAGAUUUUUGGCCAAAUAAGUUAAGAAAAUUAGUAAUAGGUCAAUAAUAAAAAAAAAAAAACUUUGUUUAAAAAAAAUAAGAGUUCACUUUAUUUAGUCACAAAUAAAUAAAAAAUCCCAGCAAUAUUUCUCUUUAAAUCAGUCCAGCAGGCGCACCUAGGAAUUUCACCAUGAAGUACAGACAUGACCAAACCUGCUAUAGGCUGUUUGACUUAGACAUGUCAUGAUGUUCCAACCUCAGGGGUUUAAAUGGUCCUUUAGAAUAAACCUGCUAAAUUUGAAAGUAGUCAUUCUACUUUUCAUUAUAAAUAAACACUCCAAAGAUGUGAAAAUCAUGCUUUGUCUCAUAUUAGCACAUUUGCGCACUCAUAGCGAAAAUGAGUAGUGGUAUAAAGGAGGUUGAAUCUGAGUGCUUGGAGUGGGUUCAUGUUAUGCUUAGUGCCAAAUAUCCCCUUAAGUAUUGACAUAAUAAGCACAUUUGCCUGCAGCACAGCAGUUGAUAUACUCCCUUUAGUUUCAUAUUGCUUUCACUCUGAUUUUCAGCAUUGACUUAUAAGAAUGUUCUGCCUGAAACUCCACACUUUAAUAUUUAAUACAAUGGUGAGUUUUUAAUUCAUGCCUUAAUAAACCAUGCCAAAUAAAUCACAACUCACAUUUAAGAUUUUAAUCUCUAGACAAGUCGUUCAGUUAGAAAAUGAUAAAAUAUUGUUUGUCAAACAAAAAAAGUAUUUUAUAUAAGAAAAGUGAUUUGAUGAUGUUUGUUGCAUCACUUAUUACUGAUCACACACCUUAUUAUUUACUUUGGCGUGUUUUAUUUAAUGGUUGCACUAUUCUUUCAAACCUUUUGAUUGAAUUGAAAAUGUUCACACUCUUUUGGGGUUUUUGAACUUAUUAAGUUACCACAUAAAAGUUACUGUCGAUCUGAUAUACUCAUCAUUUUGUACUGUUGGAAUUUAGUUGAUUUUAUUUUCAAAGUUUGUUACAAAAAUAAGUUCAUUAUUUGGGUUUAACAUAAUGUUCACAGCCUUUGUGCAGUUUAAAACCCAGGUGCAAAACUUAGAUAUUUAACUUUUUUUUUUCUGGCUGUCAAAGUUAUUUUAAAAAAGAAUCUUUUUAUUAGGUUUUUACAAUUUUUUCCCCCAGAAUGUAUUGUUUGCUUGAUGAAGGCGUAAUCUGUUAUUGGAUCUCAAAAACUGUAUGUGCAGAGAAAGUUUUGCUUUAUUUCUUGUUUGGAUUAAACUUUCCAAAACUGAA